Messenger RNA from Colletotrichum graminicola M1.001, 1776 nucleotides. Its product is annotated as DNA photolyase. Gene Ontology annotation, molecular function: DNA binding; FAD binding. The transcript has 2 exons. Bases 1 to 1776 code for a protein of 591 amino acids. Lineage: Eukaryota; Fungi; Ascomycota; Sordariomycetes; Glomerellales; Glomerellaceae. The record is from RefSeq and is a predicted model, not a curated record. Gene Ontology annotation, biological process: entrainment of circadian clock by photoperiod; circadian regulation of gene expression. Gene Ontology annotation, cellular component: nucleus; cytoplasm.
AUGCCACCAAAGUUGAAGCGCAAAUCGGCACCUGCUGCCGAGCCCAGCAACUCUGGUAGGAAGAGAACCAAGAUCGAGCAGAAUGACCGGGACCCUUUGCGCCAGCCGCAUCCCUUCUACAAAGACGCCGAGAGACAUGGGAUCGUCCUCCGCAAGUACUACCCUCACGAGAUGAGCAACGACCGCGCACGCGCCUACAACGAUGAUCAACUUCCAAGACCCAUCGAGGAGCUCACCUCCGCCCUGCAAGACACAUCCAAGGCGCGCAAGGCCGUCAAACCCAAAGACGCUGUGGUACACUGGUUCAAGAUGGAUCUGCGCACCGCAGACAACCGAUCGCUGUCCCUUGCGAGCGAAAAAGCCAAAGAAGCAGGGGUUCCGUUGAUCGCCAUGUUCAUUGUCAGCCCUCAGGACUACGAGGCUCAUCUUACUGCUCCAAUCCGCGUCGAUUUCAUGCUCAGGACCCUGCAUACCCUGAGGGGUGACCUGGCCAAAUUAGACAUCCCACUCUACGUCGAGACCGUCGAGAAGCGCAAAAGGAUACCUGACAGGAUCGCAGAGCUCAUGGAUCAGUGGGGAGCCAGCCACCUAUUUGCCAAUAUGGAGUACGAGGUUGACGAGCUCCGCCGAGAGGCGAAGAUGGUCCGCAUGUUUGCCGACAGGGGCCUCUCGUAUGAGGUCCUGCACGACACGUGCGUCGUUCCCCCGGGACAGCUUACCAGCGGCUCAGGCAAACAAUACGCCGUCUAUACUCCUUGGUUCAGAGCCUGGGUCCGCCAUGUACACGACAAUCUAGACCUUCUUGAGCUGUGCCAUCCGCCUGCAAAGAACCCUCCCAGCACAAGGGACAAAUUCAACAGCCUGUUCGACACGGACAUUCCGAGCGAGAUUGCCGACAGAAAGCUCGACGACGAGCAGAAGAAGCGUUUUCGCGCCAUCUUUCCGGCCGGGGAACACGAGGCUCGAAGCCGUUUAGAGAAGUUCUGCGAGGAGAAGGUCGGCCAGUACCACAACAAACGCAACAUCCCCCAUGAUUCCGGAACCUCGAAUCUAUCCGUGCACCUUGCCAGUGGAACCAUCAGUUCGAGGACCUGUGUACGAUAUGCCCGUGACCGUAACAAGACCAAGAAGCUCGACGCGGGUAUCGAGGGGAUUCGUGUCUGGAUAAGCGAGGUGGCCUGGCGCGACUUCUACAAGCACGUCUUGGUACAUUGGCCAUACGUCUGUAUGAACAAGCCAUACAAGCCCGAGUACGCAAACAUUGAAUGGUCAUACGACAUGGACAACUUCAAAGCCUGGUGCGCGGGCCAGACAGGUUUCCCCAUCGUGGACGCCGCCAUGCGCCAGAUGCACGCAAUGGGCUGGAUGCAUAACCGGUGUCGCAUGAUCGUCGCAUGCUUUCUUGCAAAGGACCUCCUUAUUGAUUGGCGUAUGGGCGAGCGUUACUUCAUGGAGAACCUCAUCGAUGGCGACUUUGCCUCAAACAAUGGCGGCUGGGGCUUUUCUGCCAGCGUUGGCGUAGACCCCCAGCCCUACUUCCGGAUUUUCAACCCCUUAUUACAGAGUGAGAAGUUCGACCCGGACGGUGAGUAUAUUCGGAAGUGGGUGCCUGAGCUCAAGGGCAUCACUGGCAAGGCCAUUCACGAUCCCUACGGCCGCGGGGCCGGUGCGCAGGCGAAGAAGACGGGCUAUCCCCAACAAAUUGUCGAUCAUAAAGGCUGCCGAGAACGAGCCCUGGCUGCGUACAAGUUUGGCCUUGGAAGAGGCGACUUGUAA